GUUGAUUUCCGAUCAUAGAAGAGCUAGUGUAUGCGCUCAAGAUGGCGAGCUUGUUGAGGUCGGUCGCUCGACAAGGUCGGGUUUUGCAAAUAGUUUCUAAAAAUAAGUUCCUCCGAGUCCGUGCAGUCCCUUUAUUUCAACACGAGGCCUGCAUAUCGACGUCUGAAAAGAAAAAGGAUGUUGGUUCUACUGUUCAGCCGAUGGAAAAAUCUGCAGAACUUAAAAGAUUGACAGAAAUUUUCAAAGACUCAAACCCAAACAAAGAGGAGAAUUACGUAACAUAUGGCUUAGAUUCGGUAAACAGAGAUAAUGACUGGUUCUACCAUCACUUGACCAUGUUUUUGUGCAUCUCUGUUGGAAUCUGUGGAGGCAUUUUUAUUAUAGCUUAUCAACCAGACUACAAAUUCAUGGACUGGGCUCAGAGGGAAGCAUUCUUAGAAUUAGAACGCAGACAGAAGGAAGGCCUGCCCCUGGUGGACCCCGACUAUAUAAAAGCCGACUCAAUCGUUUUGCCGUCUGAUGAAGAGCUGGGAGACACUGAGAUCAUUAUUUAGAUUUUUUUUUUUAAUUGGGUGAAAUCUAUUUCUGUUACAUAAAAAAUGAUGUUAAUAUCUUAGUGCUGUGUUAAUAAUUUUUGUUUAUAGAUAUUCAUUUCAGGAUGGGGUUUUUUUUUUUUGUUGUUGUUGAGAGUCCACAUUUAAAUCUGAAAGGUUAUGUGUAAAUUCAGUUGUUUAUCAAUGAGAUAGAGUCAGCAGUGAGGUGAAUAUAAACUAUAUAGUCUAUCCUGAAAAACAGUUUUUUUUUGUUAAGACUGUAAGUACCUGAUUAGGUAGGUGUAAGUGAAUUGGUCUGAUUUGUUGCAGAAUAAAUUUUACAGCUUGUCCGGCAAUAGUGUCAUUGCUCUUAUGACUUACUGGGUUUUAAAAAUGUCUUUUGUCAUGCUAAUUGUAACUGUAAAUACAAGAAUAAAGAUAGUUUCAAUA
Physella acuta is the source of this 983-nucleotide messenger RNA. Its product is annotated as NADH dehydrogenase [ubiquinone] 1 beta subcomplex subunit 11, mitochondrial-like. Gene Ontology annotation, cellular component: respiratory chain complex I. NCBI's taxonomy places the organism in Eukaryota, Metazoa, Mollusca, Gastropoda, Physidae. The record is from RefSeq and is a predicted model, not a curated record.